Oryza sativa Japonica Group (Japanese rice) is the source of this 2862-nucleotide messenger RNA. RefSeq lists its product as uncharacterized. Lineage: Eukaryota; Viridiplantae; Streptophyta; Magnoliopsida; Poales; Poaceae. The record is from RefSeq and is a predicted model, not a curated record. Gene Ontology annotation, biological process: negative regulation of DNA recombination; mismatch repair. Gene Ontology annotation, molecular function: ATP hydrolysis activity; mismatched DNA binding; endonuclease activity.
CCCUCCCCCCCACCCGCCGCUCGCCGCCGGCCGCCGCCGCGCCUCCCCCAAUGCUUCGCCUCUCCGCCACCACGCUCUCCCCCCUCGCCUCGCAUCCUCCCCUCUCCGGCCUCCACCUCUGCCCGCGCUGCCGCCGCCUCGUCCUCCGCCUCCGCGCCCUCCCGGCCCCGGACGCGUCGCCCUCCGCGCGCAGCCUCCGCCUCCUCGAGUGGGGGAAGGUCUGCGACGCCGUCGCUUCCUUCGCCGGAACCGCCCACGGCCGGGAAACCACCAAGACGCAGCUGUGGGAGGUGGAGGACGUGAGCUAUGAGCAGAGCCGGAGGUUGCUGGAGGAGACCGGGGCGGCGGUGCGGCUGAUUGACAGCGCCGGUGGAGGGAUUGAUUUCUCGGGGUUGGAUACUGUAAUGGUAGAGUCAGCAAUACAUGGUGUCUCCGGAGGUGCUGUGAUAAAAGGUCAGGAAGCAAUGGCCAUUGUUAGCCUGAUGCUCUUUGUUGAAUCCUUGCAAGUAACUAUCAAAGCUGCUAUGAAGCAAGACGAGGACUCACAUGAACGAUUAAUCAGUCUUACAGAAACGAUACUAGAUGCUGACAUUAAUAAGUCAUUGGUGAAAUCAAUACAAGAUGUAAUAGAUGACGAUGGCUCCAUAAAAGACACUGCAAGCCCUGAGCUAAGACGAUAUCGAGAGCAAGUCCAGGUCCUAGAGAGCAGGUUGUAUCAGCUUAUGGACAAGUUGGUGCGAAAUGCUGAUAACGAAGCUUCUGUGUCGGAAGUAUGCAUUGUAAAUGGAAGAUGCUGCAUAAAAGUAACAGGGGAUAAGUCUUCACCUUUUGAUGGAUUACUACUCUCCAGUGGCACAGAUGCUGGAAGUAUGGUAGAACCAAUUGUUGCAGUUCCACUGAAUGAUGAGCUACAGCAAGCAAGAGCUCUAGUGGCUAAAGCUGAACUGGAUGCUUUAUCGAAAAUGACUGAUAAGAUUCUUCUUGAGCUUGAUAAUAUUCGGAUUUUACUGCAAGCAACAGUUGAACUUGAUAAGGUUGCAGCUCGUGCAAAAUAUAGUAUAGCAUAUGAUGGUACAUAUCCUGAUCUCUAUUUACCCAACUUCGUAAAUGGAACAGUCAGUACUGCUACAGGCGGGUCUAUCAGUACAAUUUCCUCAGCUCACCUCUCUAAGAAGGCAUGGAAACUGUGCAUGCCAAAUGCAUACCAUCCAUUAUUGCUCCAACAACACCAGGAAAAUCUGCAUCGUGCAAAAAAGGAUGUAGCAAGUGCCACAGCAGAAAUCCGGAGGAGGAGGAUAUAUGGACAAGACAAUGUAGAAGAAGAUCAACUGGCAUCUGACCUCGAUUUAAUGAAAAUUAGGGUCUCCCAGAUGGAGAAAGACCGUCCAGUACCAGUAGAUUUUUUCAUUGCUGAAGGAACUACUGUAUUGGUCAUAACUGGUCCAAACACAGGGGGCAAAACAAUCAGCUUGAAGACAGUUGGUCUGGCAUCUUUAAUGGCUAAAAUAGGUUUAUACAUUCUAGCUUCUGAACCAGUAAAAAUUCCGUGGUUCAAUGCUGUUUAUGCUGACAUUGGAGAUGAGCAGUCUUUGACACAAUCACUCUCCACAUUUUCUGGGCAUCUAAAGCAGAUCGGAGCCAUUCGCGCAUGGUCAACUUCACAAUCCUUGGUUCUUUUGGAUGAGGUUGGAGCUGGUACAAAUCCACUUGAAGGAGCUGCUUUGGGGAUGUCUCUUUUGGAAUCUUUUGCUGAAGCUGGUUCCUUUCUGACUCUAGCAACAACUCAUCAUGGAGAACUUAAAACGUUAAAAUAUAGGGCUCAUUAUAUUGUGCAUACUUUCAGCAAUGAUUUGUUUGAGAACGCGUGCAUGGAAUUUGAUGAAGAUAAUCUAAAGCCCACAUUUCGGAUUCUCUGGGGAAUACCAGGACGUUCAAAUGCAAUCAAUAUUGCUGAAAGACUUGGUUUGCCCUCGGACAUAAUAGAAAGCUCACGACAGUUACUUGGAACAGCUGGUGCAGAGAUAAACGCGUUGAUAAUGGACAUGGAAAAUUUCAAACAACAAUAUCAACAUCAUCUUCAAGAGGCACAAUAUUAUGUUAUGCAGUCCAAGGAGCUUCACAAUAACUUGGAAGUGGCACAGAAGAACAUUAUAGACCACACUUCUGCUCAAAGAAAAAGAAAGGCGAGAGUAAUUUCAGAGUAUGCUGUUAUGGCUCGUUCCAUUAUACGUAAGAAGUUUCAGCAGUUCCGCGAAUCUGCAAUAGCCAAAAGAGUGCUUGAAGAAGAGAAAGCUGUGCAGAACGACAAACCUGAGAGAUUGAAGGACCCUGAACCAACGAGUACUCCUGCUGUCAAAAAGGCACAGAACACAAACAUCAGCAUGGCCACAACGACCGAAGGUGAAGAUAAUGGGAUUCCGGAAGUUGGAGAUUUAGUUUAUGUUCCUAAGCUCAAAAACGAAGCUACUGUUGUCAAAAUAGACUCAUCGAAGAACGAAGUGCAAGUCCAAGCUGGUAUAAUGAAGCUCAAACUAAAAUUCAAAGAUGUCAAGAUUCAGAAGAGGAUCUCCAGAUAAAACGGCUGCGCUACCACCUGCAUUGGCAGAGAUAAGUAUGUAAACCUUGUUUUUAUACAGUUACAUUGCUUUUCUCUGCCGCAUCUCCAUUCUCACUGUAUACAUCUAGUCAUUUAUACACAGCCAUGCAAUUGUAGUAGAUCUUCAGUUUUCAUGCAGCAUGUUUCCAUCAUGUUAUAGAAGUUAGAACCCGUAGAAUUCAUCUGGAAUUGAACUUGAAAUUGUUUGAACGAUCGUUCGAAGCAAAUUCGCUAACAAAUAAAGAAUGUCCGGGAAUUUUGCACUA